AUGGACGAAGAAGAACAACUGGACCUUGAACAGCUUCGAAACCUUUCCAGUGGCGCGAAUUGCCAAGAAGUCAGCUUAUUUAUGGAAGGGGAUAUUACAUUUCGGACCGAUAUUAGGAUAAUUUUUACAUUACUUUACGGCAUGUUCUUCUUCGUUGGAAUUAUUGGAAACGGGCUGCUGAUCUCGUCGACAAUGAGGAGGAGACGGAUCUCGGUCGCCAAUAUAUUUUUGAUCAAUUUGGCGAUAUCGGACUUGCUACUUUGCAUCACCGCAAUCCCGAUUACCCCCACAUUGGCCUUUUUCAAGAAGUGGAUGUUCGGGAAUUUUAUGUGCAAAUUUUUGCCGGCUUGUCAGGCCGUGUCAGUACUAAUUUCUUCCUACAGUCUUUGCUUCAUCGCUGUUGACCGGUACCGCAGUAUAGUGACACCAUUAAAAGAGCCAUGGACGAUUAAUCAUGCACAGAUGAUAAUGGCCGCAACGUGGACACUCGCAAGUUCUGUGGCACUACCGCUUUAUUUCACCCAAAAACUAACCCAAAUCGCGACAAACACGAUUGUAUUAUGUGGAGAUUUCUGCGGAGAGUACAACUGGCCGGAAGGGGCUGAACAUCUCAAACUCGGCUACGGCUUUGCCCUUUUCAUCUUGACCUUCACAAUUCCGGCGUGCAUUAUGAGCUAUUGCUAUAUGAAGAUACUGCAAAAGGUUCGUCGGGAGUGGAUUGUUACGGAGGGGUCGAUGCUUACGCAGGCUCAACAAGUUCAGACGGCUGCGCGAAAAAAACGCGUCAUGUACGUCCUUAUCCUGAUGGUCGUGGUAUUCAUGUUAUGCUGGCUCCCACUAACCGUUGCCAACCUUCUACGAGACUUGAAUAUUUUUGAGGUUGAAAACCAAAUGUACUUUACCCUCCUCUCUUCUCACGCUAUCGCCAUGACGUCGGUGCUGUGGAACCCGAUUCUAUAUUUCUGGAUGAGCAAGCGUCACCGGCGGGCGUUAAAAGAUGACAUGUUUUGGCUGACAAACGCAAAACGACAGCCCGCCAGUAGCGCAUUGAGCAGCCGCGGUACCCUGGCCGAUCCGACGUGUAUGUCUCGAGAAAGGGCUUUGGAGGAAAUGCAUGCAAAUUGCUUUUUACUGGUUCCUUUAAUGCCUCUAUGUCAAAAUGUGCGUCGGAAUUCACAUUUGAAAAUUGAACACCGGCAUAUUAUAAGGCAUUCCUCAGCUGGUGAUCAUCAGCGACGCCUUUCCAACAAUACAAUCACAACCCGAGACUCCAUCACAAAAGAAAGCCAGGGACAAAAUCCC
This is a messenger RNA of Mesorhabditis spiculigera, 1302 nucleotides long. The record is from the annotation of a GenBank genome assembly. NCBI's taxonomy places the organism in Eukaryota, Metazoa, Nematoda, Chromadorea, Rhabditida, Rhabditidae.